GUAGAAAACAACCCCUGCCCGACACGUGCUGCAUGGGGUCGAGUCUCGGCAGAAGCCUUGUUUUGAAGUUGGAGCCCCAACAAUUGCUGGUGGAACCAAACGGCGCGGUGAAUAAGUUCGGCUGAGGACGCCAUUUUGUUCUGUUUCCACUUGAAGUUCAUCUUGCACUAGUACUAGUAUGUCGAAGAGCGCCCUCGGUCUUCAAUCAUCAUUUUAGUGCGACAAAGUCAACGGUGACGGCAAUGGAGCGAUGUAAAUCUCCGACUGGCAGACCUUGAAGAUCUGGCUUUACGACUCACUCUCACACUCUCAAACUGAACUCGACAAUGGCGUCACCGGCGCCGGCCUCACAGCCGCCAAGCCUUUCGUUGCGCUUGAAAUCGGCCAUGAUUAUGGGGAUGACGGGCGUCAUAUCGCGCUGCUUUUUGUACGGAUUCAACAAGGUGGAAGUGACGGGCCUAUCACGGUUCCUCGACUUGCUAGACAGCCGUAAAGACCCUGCAAAGAGAGAGCGCGGACUCCUGACGGUCUCCAACCACAUUAGCGUACUCGACGACCCCGUUGUCUGGGGCCUUCUCCCCCUCAGCUACGCCUUCGAUCCAUCCAACUUGCGCUGGACCCUCGGGGCGGCAGAUAUAUGCUUCAAAAACAAACUCUUCUCAACCUUCUUCACACACGGCCAAGUCCUCCCGUGCCACCGGCUGAAGCACUCCCCCUUUGGCGGGCCGUUCCAGCCCGUUGUCAGGGAGGCCAUCCGCCUGCUGUCGACCCCUCCCUCCUCAGCCUUGCCGCCCGCCCACUUGACUUACAGCACAAACGGGGAGGACACCCACAUCUCCCCGCUGGCCUACCCGCUGCACCGCCGCUUUUCCUGGGUGCACGUCUUCCCCGAGGGCUGCGUCCACCAGCACGCGUCGACCGAUUUGCGCUACUUCAAGUGGGGGCUGGCUCGCCUCAUCCUCGAGUCUGACCCCGCGCCGGACGUCCUGCCCAUGUUCAUCGACGGCACGCAGCGUUGCAUGCCCGAGGACAGGGGGUUCCCGCGCUUUCUGCCGAGAAUCGGGAAGACAGUACGGGUGGCAUUUGGCGAGGUGCUGGAUUAUGAGGCGACCUUUGGCGAUUUGAGGAGGCGUUGGGAGGGGUUGGUGAAGCGAGAGCGGGAGAGGGUUGCUUCCAAGGGAGGACGGGGCAGAGGAAGGGAACUCAUGCUGCUGCCAGGGGACCUGCCGACGGAUGAGUUGAAGUAUGGCAGGGAGGCGCAGGAGAUUAGGAUAGAGGUUGCGCGGCGGAUGAGGGAGGAGAUUCUCAAGGUCCGAAAGGCCCUCGGCGGAUAUCCGGAGCCGGACCCGUCUUUUGCGUUGGCAGAGACUUGGAGGCUGGACGAUGAUAUUGGGGAGAAGAAGUAUAAAAGCCGGGUUGAUGGGAGCAGUAUAAACCAAGAUUAGGUGCGGUGACCAUCUGCUUGGGAUGCGUUUGACCUAGUUGUUGGUUUAUAAGUUCUAGGUUUGCACGUGUCGCCAGGAUAGACUUGUACCUCCCUCUAUUUAAUACUAGUGCUAUUCAUAGAAGGCAUUCGGAAGGAUCAAAUACAGCCUACAGUACGAUGUCUUUGUAUGUAUGGGUAGAUACGGUCCUUAACUAGAAACGACCCUGUAUUUUCCUCU
Messenger RNA from Chaetomium strumarium, 1664 nucleotides. RefSeq lists its product as uncharacterized. The transcript has 4 exons. Bases 327 to 1445 code for a protein of 372 amino acids. NCBI's taxonomy places the organism in Eukaryota, Fungi, Ascomycota, Sordariomycetes, Sordariales, Chaetomiaceae. Gene Ontology annotation, molecular function: 1-acylglycerophosphocholine O-acyltransferase activity. Gene Ontology annotation, cellular component: mitochondrial membrane. Gene Ontology annotation, biological process: inner mitochondrial membrane organization; cardiolipin acyl-chain remodeling. The record is from RefSeq and is a predicted model, not a curated record.